Messenger RNA from Jaminaea rosea, 972 nucleotides. RefSeq names its product Endosulfine-domain-containing protein. Gene Ontology annotation, molecular function: protein phosphatase inhibitor activity. The record is from RefSeq and is a predicted model, not a curated record. The transcript has 3 exons. The coding region runs from base 184 to 762 and encodes 192 amino acids. Lineage: Eukaryota; Fungi; Basidiomycota; Exobasidiomycetes; Microstromatales. Gene Ontology annotation, cellular component: cytoplasm.
UCGCCUUUUACUACUACCCGUUCAUCAGACGAUAAAAGGCGCGACGGACGAGGGAUAUAGCAUAGCGCUAGGCUCUGCCCUCGACCUAGAGCAAAUCCUCCUACUCGCUCAACCCGCACGCUGGGCGUGCAAUCGACUUGCGCCGCAUACACACGAGCUCUCCCCGACCUAGAUCUACCCACCAUGCUCCCUGCUCAGCGCAACAAGGUCGACAUCAACUCCCUGACCGAAGAGGAGCAAAAGCUCUUCCGCCUAUACGGCAAGCUCCCAAAUCGCAAGGAUGUCAUUGGCAACAAGCUGAAGGAGCGCAAGUACUUCGACUCGGGGGAUUAUGCCCUCUCCAAGGCAGGGAAAGCUCCUCAACAGUCCGUAGGCACGGCCAUCCCUAACCCCGAAUCGAUCCCUCACGCAAGCACGGUCGGAUCUCCCCCGCCUCCCGGUAUGGCUGCAGUCUCAGGCUCUUCACCCACCAACACACCUGGCUCCUCAUUCCCUCAAGAGAGUGGAUCCGCCUCCAGUGGGACAAUGACGAGCAACCCAAUUAAUGUGCCUAUGCCAGCUGCCGCUGGUGGACAAACGGGAGGCGCAGGGCAAUGCGGUGGUGCUGGACCUGCUCUGCCUCACCUGCAAAGGCCCAACCAGUCUGCCGCUGUCAGCUCGUUCCCCACCGCUACGGGUGCUGCAGGGAGCCCGCAGGGAAAGGAGGGAAGCAGCCUGGGGCGCGAGGAGAUCAAGGCUGAUGAUGUGAUGAUGGAGGACUGAGAAGGCGCGAAGCAGGAUACAUCUCUCAAGUCUCAUGGGCCCUUCUUGUAGUAUAGCAUCAUCCUUAUCCCUCCUCGCCCGAAAACAACCUCGCGCGCCGGCUGGCGGCGGUAUCAAGGCGCGCAGAGCAGACUUGGCUUAUCAUCUUUUGCAUAUCAUCUCCUCUCUAGCUCUGUCUCAAUGUGUCUCGAAAGCGAUUCGUCAACCAAU